GAGGAAGAAGAAGAAGUACGUGAGAGCGCCAGAAGAUAAGGAGAAGAGCGACUGAGAGAGGAAGAAUGAACGGAGCAGAUCUGCCGCUUCCUCCAGGAUUCCGGUUCCAUCCCACUGACGAGGAGCUGGUGACGCACUACCUAUGCCGGCGAUCCGCCGGGCUGCCCAUUUACGUUCCCAUCAUCGCGGAGCUGGACCUGUAUAAGUACGACCCGUGGCAGCUGCCGGGGAUGGCGUGGUACGGGGAGAAGGAAUGGUACUUCUUCUCGCCGCGUGACCGGAAGUAUCCCAACGGGUCGCGGCCGAACCGGUCCGCCGGGUCAGGCUACUGGAAGGCGACGGGGGUCGACAAGCCGGUGGGUUCGCCUCGGCCAGUGGCGAUCAAGAAGGCGCUGGUGUUCUACGCUGGGAAGGCGCCCAGGGGGAUGAAGACGGAUUGGAUCAUGCACGAGUACCGCCUCGCCCAUGUCGACAAUUCCGCCGCCAAGAAGAGGCACUCCCUUCGGUUGGACGAUUCGGUGCUGUGCCGGAUCUACCACAAGAAAGGGGAGGCCAUUCCGGAGGGUAGGAGCUCUGCGGCGGUGGUGGAGGCGAAGCGGGAGGCUCCGGCCGCGGUGACGGCAACGGACUCGCUCUAUCUGGAUGCGGCGGAGUCGAUGCCGCGGCUGGUGGGGGAGUAUUCGAGCGGGUCGGAGCACGCGGUGGAGUUGAAGUGCGAGCGCGAGAAGCAGAGCCUGCCACCGUGGGAGGAGGCGGGCUGGGAGGCAGCCCUCACCUCCGGAACUAAUUACGAGUAUGCAAAUCCUCUGCUGUUCCAAGAAGACGACAUUUUCUCGUACAUGCAGAAUCCCUUCUAAUUUAUCUUGAUCUGCCACGUGUGCUGCUGGCCGGAGUACGUACUACCGCGGCAAUAGAGUCGGGAUUGCAUGAAAGACAAUUAGUAGUCGUGAUGAAAUCGUUGACGUUGAAAUAGAGAAAGAUUAUGUUCAUGGACCUGCCAAACAAUUUGGUUGACUACUUCUUUAUUCAUUUGACUUUCAAGUGGUCAAAAGCCUUUCGGCAUCAAUGAAUUGUUUUUGUGUGCGUCUGUGUGAGGAAAAUAGACUGUUGUAUGUUCUUUUGAAAAAACAAAAAAAAAAACAAAUGAUUGUAAAUGAGGAAUCAAACUAUUCAAAGCAAC
Zingiber officinale is the source of this 1180-nucleotide messenger RNA. Its product is annotated as NAC domain-containing protein 2-like. Lineage: Eukaryota; Viridiplantae; Streptophyta; Magnoliopsida; Zingiberales; Zingiberaceae. The transcript is spliced from 2 exons. Gene Ontology annotation, molecular function: DNA binding. The coding region runs from base 66 to 857 and encodes 263 amino acids. The record is from RefSeq and is a predicted model, not a curated record. Gene Ontology annotation, biological process: regulation of DNA-templated transcription.